This is a messenger RNA of Pochonia chlamydosporia 170, 318 nucleotides long. RefSeq lists its product as hypothetical. The record is from RefSeq and is a predicted model, not a curated record. The coding region runs from base 1 to 318 and encodes 105 amino acids. Lineage: Eukaryota; Fungi; Ascomycota; Sordariomycetes; Hypocreales; Clavicipitaceae. The transcript has a single exon.
AUGCACGGAAUACUCCGUACUUGGCUCUGGACUGCGAACACUACACACCAGAGAGCAUGCAUAUUGCCCUCGAGAUUGCAGCAACUUGUUGCACAUUGGGAAUGCACACUGGUCACCCACCACUUUGUGCACCAGCACCUCUGCACAUUGGAGCUGUGUGUACGGAGUAGGGACAUGCAACAUGUGCCGCGUACAAAAAAGGAACUUGCCUCCUUGGCUCUGGUGCUUGUGGAGGGUCAACGGGGGAUUCGAGUGGAUUUGAGGAAGGAGCAGGCGCAGGUGAUGGAGGCUGAACGGCUGAGUGGUCGGGCUGUGUGA